This is a messenger RNA of Drosophila sechellia, 6589 nucleotides long. It is a transcript of the gene Alh, whose product is annotated as coiled coil domain containing protein Alhambra. Gene Ontology annotation, cellular component: nucleus. NCBI's taxonomy places the organism in Eukaryota, Metazoa, Arthropoda, Insecta, Diptera, Drosophilidae. The transcript has 14 exons. Bases 234 to 5420 code for a protein of 1728 amino acids. The record is from RefSeq and is a predicted model, not a curated record. Gene Ontology annotation, biological process: regulation of transcription by RNA polymerase II. Gene Ontology annotation, molecular function: nucleosome binding; histone binding.
UAGAAAUUUGCCCAUCCGUCUGGUAACCGAGGUUCUUCUUGUUUCGGCGUUAAAAUGCUCAAAAACCCGUCUCCAUAGAAGAAAAACGCGGAACGUCUCGGAAUUGCAACCUUUUCGCGAUAUUCGGGCAAUUGGAAAAACCGCGCAGCCAGCAAAAUCGUUUCCACUAAGCUGCAUUUGUAUACAGAGCAGGUGGUGUUGUCUCCCUCUCGCGCCCGCACUGCUCGCUCCCGAUGUGCGAGCGAAACAACAACAAACAAGUUACAAGCUCCAACAAAAUUCCGUCUUCAUUCAAUGCGAAACUGGAGCUAGACUCCAGCAAAGACGACACCAUUCACUCCACAAGCUUGAACAAGAAGCUGGUCAAGAUUAAAAAGUUCAAGUUGGACGAUAUGAAGGAGAUGGUGGGCGGCUGUUGCGUUUGUUCAGACGAGCGGGGGUGGCCGGAGAACCCGCUCGUCUACUGUGACGGCCAGAACUGUACUGUGGCAGUGCACCAGGCGUGCUAUGGCAUUGUGACGGUUCCCACUGGACCCUGGUAUUGUCGCAAGUGCGAGUCCCAGGAGCGAACCUCUCGCGUCCGAUGCGAACUGUGUCCCUCGCGGGAUGGCGCCCUUAAGAAGACGGAUAAUAGCGGGUGGGCGCACGUUGUUUGCGCCCUGUACAUCCCAGAGGUGCGAUUUGGGAAUGUGACCACCAUGGAGCCCAUCAUAUUGUCAUUAAUACCGCAGGAGCGGUACUCAAAGACUUGCUAUAUUUGCCAGGAGAUUGGCAAACCAACUCGUUCCAAUGUCGGCGCCUGUAUGCAGUGCAACAAAUCGAAUUGCAAGCAGCAGUUUCACGUCACCUGCGCGCAGAGCCUUGGAUUGCUCUGCGAGGAGGCUGGUAACUAUCUGGAUAAUGUGAAGUACUGCGGCUACUGUCAGCACCAUUACAGCAAACUGAAAAAGGGCGGCAACGUCAAAACAAUACCUCCAUAUAAACCCAUUCAACAUGACACCUCUUCCGAUUCGUGUUCGUCGCCCGAGAAGGAGAUUGAUUCUACCAUGAACUCCGCGACAACCUCGGCCACAAGCCUAAAGAUUACCAGCAGCAGUGGCAGUGGUGGUGGCAGCAGCAGUGCUUUGAAUGCAAGCUCCAGUGCUGGAAUCUCUGGGGGAAGCGGCAGUGGGAGUGGCGUCUCAUCUUCCUCAAAGCAGCGCAAGAGCAAUGCAUCCAGUAAAUCAUCUAGCAGCAGUAGCAGCAGCUCGUCAUCCUCAACAGGAGGGGCUCCCAAUCCCUCCUCGAGUACUGCGCAUUCGGGAAGUGCUAGCAAUAUGACAGGAGGAGGAAAUUUACUACCAGGCAGUAGCAAUAUCGGCAACAUCAGCAAUAGUUUAAACAAUAAUCUGCCCGGAGGCAGUUCGUCAACCAGCAGUGCUGGAAACGUGCCUGGUGGAAGUGGGGGAUCCCUAUCAGCUUCGAGCGGUGGUGCUACGCAAUCGACAAGCGGUCAAUCGUCCACAGCACCAGGGACCACCAAAUCUUCGGCCAGCAGUUCGAGCAGUAGUAGCAACAGCUACAAGGAGAAACAUAGCAAAAGCUUAAGCAAAUCCACAUCCAGCAAGGACAAGGAUGGAAAAGAUAGCUCUAGCAAUUCAGCGAAUAACAAUUUUACAAAUUCAUCUGCAUCAUCAACAUCUUCCAACUCCUCGUCGACACGGGAGAAAUCCUCAUCAAAGCUUUCGAAGAACAAAGAGUCGAAUCAAGUACCCAGUGCCACCAGCAGCUCAAGCACAACGAGCAGUAUCAACACCCAGCCCAGUUCGUCGACUUCAACUGCUACGGCUGGAUCGGGCGGUACUGGGACUCAUGUAAGCAGUUCUGCUGCCAGUGGAAUCAACUCAGCUCCUUCCACAACUAAUGAGCAUUCGAAUCAUGCCCACAACCUUAGCACAAAUGGAACAGGAGCCGGAAGCGCGGCCGGAAAGAUGCAAUCAGCCAGUAAUCUGAGCACCAGUAGUUCUGGUUUUGGAUCGGAUCUGCGAUCAGUCAGCACAUCCUCAAGUUCCACUUUGAACGACUCCACCGGAGGAUUCGGUAGUAAUUCAAAUUCAGAAAGGGAGAAUUUGUCAGGCGCUGGAUCGUCGACAAGCAACAUGCCCGGAACAAUAGCUCCUGGUACGGGUGGCGUAUCUUCCAGUGCGGCCACUAAUCUAAGCUCCAAUAAAGGAGGCUCUUCGUCAUCGGCGCCAAAUAGUCUUACAUCUACGAGCACUUCCUCGGGCAGCUCUUCUAACUCGUCAUCGAAAAAACGAAAAGCGGAUUCUGCUAAGUCCAGUAGCAGUAUUUCCACCUCUGGGUCCGCUCUGGAGGAUAACAAUAGGUGGGGAACGAGAAACGCAAAGAAAAGCAUAAUAUCCCGCUUUGAUAUCAAAGAUGUUCAUGUUUCACUGACGCCUCUAACAGAUUUUGAGAAGGAAAUCGAGAAGAGCUCCAAGAGGCAACGUACCGAACUCAGUCCGCCGACCCACCAAACAUCCGCAACCGCCGAAGUAAAUGCACCGCUGGCCAGCUCGACGAGUGCAUCCAUUGCGGUAACUGCGAGUGCGACGGCGGCAUCAGCCCCUCCAGCAACGGGCACCACUACCUCAGGCAGCAGCAUUAGCGGCAAUGCCGGCUCAACCUCCAGCGGUAACAGUUCCGGAGUAUCGGCGACUGGAGGAGCACAAUCCGCCGUGGGGUCUGGCGGCUAUCCAAAGACAGAAUCGAGCAAGUCGAGUGGCACCGCAAGCGCAGGAAGUGGCAGUGGCAGCAGCAGCAACACGAGUAGCACCAAGCACGGCAGCAACAUCAAGGACAGCAGUAGCAAUCAGCAGGCAUCGACUGCGAGCAGCAGUAGUGCACCCAGCCUUUAUGUCUCCGUGCCACUGUCCACGGCCAACGUACCUGGAAUCAAUCUGCCCACCAGCAGCACUAGCAGUAGUGGCACCAGCGAGUCCCAUUCGGCAUCAUCGCGCAGCAGUGGUGCACAAUCUCAGCAUCAGCAGCAGCUAAGCAAUGCUUUGGUUGGUCCGCCAAUGGGAGGAUCCGCUGGGGCUUUUCAUGGCGGAACAAUCAGCGGUGGGUCCUCGUCGGUCAUCCAGCAUCAGAGCGGCAAAUCAUCGCCGGCUCUGGGCACGCUAGUCAGUGGCAACAGCGGUGGCAGCAUAAUCUCCGCCAGUGGCAUUCCACUACCGAGUGGUAACCUCACUGCCACGACUACGGAGAGCGGCAACUUGAAGAUCAGCUAUGAGAAGCAGACGACACGAGUGCAACAAUUGCAGGAACAGGAGGCGCCUCCGGCCAGACGCAGCAGAACGCUUGAUCUGAGCACGGCCAGCACUUCAUCGUCAUCAGCAUCUGCAGUGCCCGCGACAACAUCUCCCUUGGUCGUACUGAGCAAUCAAUUGCCACUUAACUCAGUGGCAGCUAGUGGUUCCACCGGUGGUCUCAAGUUUACCUACGAGAGUCAGACGACCCAGAUGGACGUGCCCAUGAUGCCUGUGAGCGCCAUUAAGGAUUCUCCGCCCAGUUCCCCCGGCUCAGAGAUAGGAUCGGCCAUGCACUCCGCAACUACUGCACCCGGUUCCCUGACUGGAGCUCCGACAGCGGCGGCUGCUCAACCUGGGAAUGUGCGGAAGCGUGGACGCAAGGCCAAAGAUGCGACGAUAGCUGCAGCAGCGGCGGCAGCUGCAGCAGCAGCUGCCCUCAGCAAUUCUCAACAGGAUCUCAAGGAUGUGCGCAUACUGCAGAAUGGGGCGAGCAAUGCCUCCGGCAAUCCAGCUGGCAGCACACCAACGCCUCCUGCUACUCCCGCAUCGUCCAAUGCUGUCAGCUCAGCCAGUUCGAUCAUAACACACACAGCGGCGCAUAUGCUGGGCAACCAGAUCAACCCAAACAGCAGCGUCGCCCAGAAGCUGUCCGAGCAGCUGCACAUGGAGGUCCAGGAUCACUCGAUCUACACUCCCGAUUCAAUGAACUCGCAAUACGCCGGAGUUCCGUUCCCCGGCAAGCAGCGCAACUCCACUGCCGUUCCUAGCAACCCCACACCAGCUCAAAAUCCGCUGCAAUCGAUGUUCAGCGGUGGCGGCAUGAACGGCAACAUGCCUAUUCCGCAAAGUCUGGAGCAGCUGCUGGAGCGCCAGUGGGAGCAGGGCUCGCAGUUUCUCAUGGAGCAAGCGCAGCACUUUGACAUUGCCUCGCUGCUUAAUUGCUUGCACCAGCUGCAGAGCGAAAACCUCCGGCUGGAGGAGCAUGUGACCAGCCUCAUAGCGCGACGUGAUCACCUGCUGGCGGUCAAUGCGCGCCUGCAGAUCCCGCUGAGUACCAUCGCAAGCAACACCAAGGCCGAGGCGCAUGCCGCCAUAUCAACAACGGCAGCUCCAACAACCACAACAACAACCUCAACAACAACAGCAACAUCAACUUGUACAACUUCUGUCAUUUCCACAAUAGCUUCCAGCGGCAACAGCAGCACCAGCAGCACCAGCAACAUCGGACUCGGCAGCAACAUGAGCGCCCUCAAUGCGGCCACAACAAUCGCAGCAGCCGUCUCACUGGCAACAACGGCCAUCAAUACCACCAUCCCCACCAUGGCCAAUAGCCGGCCAACAGUGGCUGCUGCGAGUUCCAGUGGAGUGCUCGACUAUCGCGGACCAGGUGCCACCAGCAACAGCAGCAAUAGCAAUAGCAAUAGCAACAGCAGCAACAACACAAUGAGCAAUAGUGUGAGCAACAGCAGUAGUAAUCCUACAAGCUCUUCGAGUGCCAGCGGACCGCCUGCAUCAUCCAUAUCGAUCUCCGGCAUGAGCAUGUCCAAUGCAACCAAUUUGGGAAUGAGACACGUUUCUGCGGCCCAUGGGUCCAACAAUGCUGGGAACAGCAACAGCAGCGUUUGGAGCUUAAAUGCCAGUAGCGCCGUCAACAGCAACAGUUUGCACAACCAGCAUUCAUCGCCACAGCAGCAGCAUCAGGCGCAACACCAGUCGCAUCCGUUGCAGCAGCAGCAGCAACAAGUGCCACAUCAUCUGCAUCAGUCGCACCACACCAGCGCUGCUGUGGCAGCGGCCCAUAUGCUUGGCGUGGGAAUGAGCCUGGGCGCUGGAGGUGGUGCUGCCGGUGGAAUUGGACGAGGUGGGUCAGCGACAGCCAUGGCUGCAACAGCAGCAACAACCACAACUACUUUUACGACCACAUCGGGCACGGGCAUGGGUCAGCAGCACCACCACCCACACCCACACCAACAUCCUAGCAUUCAGAUUCAAGUGGGUGGCGGCGGCGUUGGCGUUGACGGUUUAAGUAGCACCUCCUCCUCCUAUGCGGUGCACCACGCGGCUCUCUACAGCACGCAUCAUCAGUCCCAACUAAGGCGCGACGAUAACCUCGCCAAAACUAGCUGAAAGUCGCACAGUGAGCCAGUCCUUCAGCAGCCGCAGCAACAGAUAAAGUUAAAGAGAAAGCAGUCCCUGGCCAAGCGAGGAGCCCGUCAUAGCAGUACCAGUACCAGUACCAGCAGCAGUAGCAGCAAUCCCGGCAGCAAAAAACUGACCCAGCCCAGCAAAUACAGCAAGCUGAGUGCGGCGGAGUCUAGCUUUCAGCAGCUGAUCGACAAAAAUGAAGAUGAUUUUUGUCAUUACAGCUCAGCAGCAAUAGCAGCUCUUCGACCUUUUCAUCCUCCUCCCAGCAGCAGUCGUCUGUGGACUACGAGGCGGAGGACGAGAACGAGGACAAGCAGCGCAGGCCGUUGCAUAAAAACGACAACGACAGCUUGCUGCACGUUCAAAAUUUCCUCAAGUGCUUCGGACCGAAUGCUUAUGCAUCGACCAAACCACCCACUCCAGCAAUCGCAUCAAAGCCUCUAGCCAUCGGUAAGUCCAUUGGCGGAGGGCAACUGCGUGCCUGGCGCCAGAAUUAUAGCUCUCCAAUUAAUGGAGUUCAGGCAGCCACCUCAAUAGCAACAUCACAGGCGGCCCAGUCGACGACAGCCGUAGCGGAAAACCCAAGCACAAGCACUGCCAUGUUUCAAGCCCAGUCCACUGCGAACCAUAAGCCAACCACCAAGUUUCAAAUAAACACAAAGUUUUUGCGCAAACCACGCAACAAACUGCUGAAAAUGCUGCCGACAGCGGCAGCUCCAGCGGCGACUGACUUCAAGCAACAGGAGGAGGAACUGCAGCUGCCGCAGAUGUUCAACGAUGAUUCCAACGCCAAAUUCAAAGACUUUUCAAUUGACUCGUUAUUGAAUAAGUAAACGUAAACCAUUAACGAAGUAACUAUCACUUACGAUUUAGCCUUAUUAUUUGUAGCAUAAUAGAAGAAAUAUUACAUACAAGCAGAGCCCGACCGCGUUCCUAGUUUCCCUCAACAAAACCACCACAAAUUUUGUUUAGCCAAUCGAGUAGCCACACCGUGAACAUAGCGACAACAUAUUCUAACUAAUUGUAGUUGUUUAUUGUUUAUUUAUUAUAUGCGUAUUGUAUAACCAAUGCCGCAAUUCAUAGCUAGCAUAAGUAUGUAAAUAUCUACUUAAAUUCGAUAAUAAACCACAAACACGUGCUAGAAUUUAGAA